AUGUCGAUCCCCAAUCAAGCUCUCCAAAAGCUCGUCCAAGAGAUCGAAGCCCAGGCCAUCGCGUCCCAGCAGCAGAUCGGCCUCGUCAAGUCCCAAAUCACAUCCAAGCAGCGAGAUAUGCGCCUGCUUGAACUGACGUCGAACGAGAUUGGUCAAGUCCCCAAGGGCACGAAUGUAUACGAGGGCGUGGGCAAAAUGUUCGUCGCGACACCUAUGGAGAAGGUCAACAUGCGGUUAUCGAACGAGCAGAAGGGGCUGAAGACGGAUAUCACGAAUCUGGAGAAGAGGCUGCAUUAUUUGGAGACGACGUUCAAGAACAGUCAGAACCAGAUUGAGCAGAUAUUUCGCACUGGGGGAAGGAUAGCUGCGGGAAGGGAAGCUUUGGGAGAAGUUCUGGAGCUCGAGGCAAGAGCUGUGAUCAACUCUCAAGUUCAUAGGGAGCAGAAGGUCAGGGCUUUUAACUCAUACACCUGGGUGGCCGAGCGGUCAUGGGGUGACAGGUACGAACUCGCUGCCUGGUACUUCAAGUGCCGACAGCAACGAGCGCCUCAAGCCUCACUCCCCCCUUCGCUGGAUCCCGCUGUCCAUUUCCAAAUUGCCCAAGAAUUGCGCCCGGUAUUCAGCGAUGCAUUUCAAGCAUUUAGAUCUGCUCGUUGGCAGCAGAGCUGGCCUUUGAUGCCCAGGUCUGUCGAAGCCCUAAGUACCGCCCAAAACGGCCAAAGGUGGUGA
Molecule: messenger RNA, 729 nt
Organism: Uncinocarpus reesii 1704
Lineage: Eukaryota; Fungi; Ascomycota; Eurotiomycetes; Onygenales; Onygenaceae
Exons: 7
Coding region: 1-729 (242 amino acids)
Biological process (GO): protein folding
Cellular component (GO): cytoplasm; prefoldin complex
Molecular function (GO): protein folding chaperone
Source: RefSeq, a predicted model, not a curated record